Molecule: messenger RNA, 3583 nt
Organism: Ciona intestinalis (vase tunicate)
Lineage: Eukaryota; Metazoa; Chordata; Ascidiacea; Phlebobranchia; Cionidae
Source: RefSeq, a predicted model, not a curated record
AUUAAUCGCUUGACUUUUGAAACAUUAAAAAUUUUUAGUAUGCUUGUAAAGUAACUACUAUGAAGCGCAAGCUUAAAAAACAGUUUUAGGCCGACAAUUUUAAGUUUUGUUGGCACAAUAUAUUAAGUGUUUUAACUUAUUAACAAUAUACAGUUAAUGUAUCUACAAUGCUAUUACUUUUUAAUUUAUUUACUAUCUAAUAUGAAACAGGAAUGAUAUUAUGAUAAAACUAUGAUGGUAUUUACGUUACAGGAAGUUAAGAAAAACUCAAGUGAAUUGUGGCAUGAUGAAAAUAAAACACAAGUCUGAUUCAUGUCACAAAACAUGAGACACAGUUUCAAUAACAGAUUUAUAGCGCGUUUAAUAUUGUUGCAGAUACACAGACAUAUUUUAGGAAUUUAAAAGUAUAAAAAAGUUUUUUUAUGCAAGAAUUUAGCAUUGCUUAGUUUUGCUUUUUGGUGUGCUACUCCAAAUUAGUGAUUUGGUUCAUUUGAAACCUAUUUAUAGUAGUGCAUUUGAUAUUGUUUCAGUUACACACAUUUCAGGAAUUAAGAGCAUAAAAAAGUUUUUAUGCAAGAAUUCAUCAUUGUUUAGUUCUGCUUUUUAGUGUGUUAUUUCAAAUUGGUGAUAUGUUUGGCGGAUUUUUACCAUUUAUUAAUACUAUAGUACAAAUUUCAGGAAAUUUUGGAAAACAAAGUCUUGGACUGCUGGAGAAUACAAAAUGGCUUCUAUGCUAGAAUUCAGCUUUGUUUUAGUGCUGCUGUUUAGUGUGUCAGUCCAAAUUAGUGCUUCGGUUGAAUUUGAAGCUUGUGUUUGCAACAACUCACAAAGGAUCGUCUUCAAGUCAAAUGAAGCCCAGCCAUAUAACAAGUGGCGGGGCGUGUGUGAUUGCCCACGGAAUGGAUUUAAUUCAGGGAUGUUCAGACACAUAGGAAAGGGAAAGAUUGUCAAAGGUUCUCGCGAAGAGCACACAAAUAUAAUGCAGUGUUUAAGUUUUUGUCAAACCAUAAAUUUGUCAACGCACAAUUCAAAGUUUUGGGUCAACAUUUCUCAGCAGAUAAGAAGUGAAAGUAAGUGUGGAUAUAUUGGAACACAGGUUGAAACUUGGAAUGAACAGCUAAUGAGUCAUACACGAUGCAGUGAUAAUUUGAGUGGAUUUGUAUGCGACUAUCCAAAUAGCGAAGAGUUUCCAGGUGGAGAAAGACUAAAUAGAACGCAGCGUUUGCAAUGUGAAGUAAGGAGUGGUACCACGCCGACCCGCUUGGGGCAUCUUAAUAGGACAGAGAAUUCAAGACCAAUCAACCGCAGACAGAACAUAACUAAAGCUGCAAAGGAACUGAAGAAACUGGGACAGUUAAAUAAAAUUAUAAAACGGCAUAAAGAUGUUCCGUUUGAGGUGGAAAAUUUUGCUACGGCAAUCAAACUGCUGACAAGCAUUGAACCACCAGAUAUACAAGAAAACUUGACUGCAGUAAACAACUACACAAAAUCUUUUAUUGGAGCUGUAAGUUUAGUCUUACUUCCGCGUAAUGCCAUGAACUGGAUUGCAUUAUCUCGUCAUAGGGAACUAAACGUUACUGUGCCACACCCAAUACUGCUCUUAUCAACGCUCAGUCAAGUUUGCCGUAAUUUGAGCCACGUUUUCCCAAUGCAAAUGGCAUCAACUGAAAGCACAAAAGUAAAGUUUGGAGAAUUAGCUCUUGGAGAUGUGAUUGAAGUCAACAAUGAAGUGCAAGUAAUGAGCACCAGAAGUGGGGAGAGUUAUUCAUUUGUCUCCGUAGAGUCCAAAUCUUUGCCACAACUGCUGAACGAGAUAGAUAGAAAAAGCACAGCCAAAUUAUCCGGGUUACAAAACAAAGUAUUCAUGCCAAAUUCAAGCAUUCUAUCCUACACCAUUUAUAAAGGCAGAGAGAAAGUCAGCGCUCCAGUUCUAUUUACCUUAGGAGGGAACUUUCCGGCCGUUCCUAUAGGUCUAAACCGAUCUUGCGAGUUUUACGAUUACAAUUCAACACGAUGGUCUAAUUUUGGCUGCAAAGUAGUAGCUGAUGGAACUAACUUUACAAAAUGCUAUUGUAAUCAUACCACAAAUUUUGCUGUGCUUUUAAUAAGUGGUGACGUGGGUAAAAUAAGAAGCAAAAACUGUGCCUACCACUCAGUGCUCAGUAUAGCAGGGUAUAUAUGCAAUGCAGUUUCUGUCGUGUUUCUCUUACUAGUUUUGGUGGUUUAUGUAAGGAUUCGAGUGCCACUAUUUUCCAAUGUGAAAUUUGUAAUUCAUCUGAACUUAUGUAUGGCUUUGCUGGGCAUGAACUGUGUGCUGCUACUUGGAGACUUGGCUGCUCGAACUGGCUACGAACUGUGUGUUGUAGUGGCAUUUCUGACCCACUAUUUUGAACUGGCUUCGUUUUUUUGGAUGUUAGUAGAAGGGGUAUACCUACACUUAUGCAUUGUGAGGGGGAACAUAAAAAACAGAACAUUUGGAAGAAUGAAGUUUCUAUUUGGUUGGGGUGGUCCACUGCUGAUAUCUGGGAUUGCAAUGGCAUUUGGCAUGGCAAGAAGGAAAUAUAUUUAUAGAUCAAAUUACAAUAUAGGGUUAAACCGUAUUUGCUGGUUGCACCAUGAGCAGAACUUGGUUUUAUCAAACACAGUUCCUGUAAUGAUUAUUCUAUGUCUCAACACAUUUUUCCUGGUACGGGUUCUGUAUACUAUAGCGAAGCUGUCAAAAAACGUGCCUACACUGAAACCUAGAAGAAAUAGUGAAGCAACAGCAACCAAUAGCUGUACAGAGCAAUCUCAAACCAAAGAUUCAAUUUCAAUAUCGCUUUCCAAUGCGUUUUUGAAGCUUUUUCCACUGCUUGGAGUUACAUGGCUUGUUGGCUGGAUAGGCAGUCUAACAUACCAGAGAGGCAGACCGUUAUGUGAUGACAGCUUAACGUUUGGGUUUAUUUUAGCCCACACAGUGCUGAAUGGUGUACAAGGUGUUGGACUGUUUGUUGUUUGUGUGUUGAACAGCACAGAUGUGAGAGAAAUAGUAACCAGAAGGUGGAAUUCGGCACUUUGGAAUAUUUCACCACAAAAUGUGACUGGACAAACCAAACAAACAAAUGCAAACACUUUGUCAAAGCAAUAGUGAGCAUCUGAAGUCUUGCCAGGUGGCAGAUUAAUUGUCCGAAAUACACUAUGUUUUUAUACCAGAUGAACCACUAAACGAUUAAAGUCUUGGCGGAUGGCAGACUAAAUGCCCGGAAAUACACUUGGUUUUUUAUACCAUAUGAUCCCUUAAAAGUUUAAAUUAAAAAAAAAUGCUUUUAAAAAUGAAUUAAUGGAAUGACUAAAAACUAAAACAAAGUUUAAACUGCUAAUUUACUAUAACUCUAUUUAUAUUAUAAUUACAUUGGUAAUACGUUUAUUUAUGUACAUAUUUUCGUUUUGAACCAUUAAUAUGGUCUAUAUUUUCUUGUACCUGUUAAUGUUAUAUACGGUUUGUGUUUGUUUUUUUGCAUUGAAAAGUUUUUUCUUUGUUUGUAACUGUUGAAUCUAUUUAUUGCUGACAUAAACUUGUGUAUAAUCUUAAUCAGGCUGGGUU